AUGACAUUCGAGAAUGCAAGAUAUUGGUGUCAUUACAAGAAUCCAGUUACACAAUCCAAUCUGGCUAUAGUUCAGAAUCAGUUCACUGCAAAUUUCCUAGCGUCCUACGCUCGUUCUGUUUUUGGAAUCAAUGAUGGAACAUUCUGGAUUGGGCUGAGUAGAGCUCACAAUUGGAAUCAAUGGAGUUGGGAUAAUGGAACUUUAUUGGAUGGAUGGAAUAAUUUUGACAGUCAACAUAGCAAAAAUUAUGCCGGAGAAAAGAUAUCCAAUGGGCAAUGGACGACAUUCGAUGACACAGAACAACAAUAUUUCGUAUGCAGUUAUGAUCCGAACAGUCCUCCAACAUUCACUCCAAGUACACCGCCUCGUCCCACAACAACAACAACUACAACUACUGGGAAACCAACAACUACAGGUGGAAUUCAAAUUGGGUAA
This is a messenger RNA of Caenorhabditis remanei, 435 nucleotides long. RefSeq lists its product as uncharacterized. The record is from RefSeq and is a predicted model, not a curated record. Lineage: Eukaryota; Metazoa; Nematoda; Chromadorea; Rhabditida; Rhabditidae. The transcript has 3 exons. The coding region runs from base 1 to 435 and encodes 144 amino acids. Gene Ontology annotation, biological process: innate immune response.